Molecule: messenger RNA, 546 nt
Organism: Antechinus flavipes (yellow-footed antechinus)
Lineage: Eukaryota; Metazoa; Chordata; Mammalia; Dasyuromorphia; Dasyuridae
Source: RefSeq, a predicted model, not a curated record
GAGGAGGAGAGGAGGAGAGGAGGAAGAGGAGGAGAGAGGAGGAGAGGAGGAGGAGGAAGAGGAGGAAGAGGAGGAGGAGGAGGAGGAGGACGAAGAGGAGGAGGAGGAGGAGGAGGAGGAGGAGGACGAAGAGGAGGAGGAGGAGGAGGAGGAGGAGGAGGAAGAGGAGGAGGAAGAGGAGGAGGAAGAGGAGGAAGAAGAGGAGGAGGAGGAAGAGGAGGAAGAAGAGGAGGAGGAGAAGAGGAGGAGGAAGAGGAGGAGGAGGAGGAGGACGAAGAGGAGGAGGAGGAGAGGAAAGGAGGAGGAGGAAGAGGAGGAGAAGAGGAGGAGAGGAAAGGAGGAGGAGGAGGAAGAGGAGGAGGAGGAGGAGGAGGAAGAGGAGGAGGAAGAGGAGGAGGAGGAGGAGGAGGAGAAGAGGAGGAGGAAGAGGAGGAGAAGAGGAGGAGGAGAAGAGGAGGAGGAAGAGGAGGAGGAGGAGGAAGAGGAGGAGGAGGAGGAGGAGGAAGAGGAGAAGAAGGAGGAGGAGGAAGAGGAGAAGGAGGAGGA